Molecule: messenger RNA, 3430 nt
Organism: Oncorhynchus keta (chum salmon)
Lineage: Eukaryota; Metazoa; Chordata; Actinopteri; Salmoniformes; Salmonidae
Product: R-spondin-3-like
Exons: 6
Coding region: 2017-2784 (255 amino acids)
Source: RefSeq, a predicted model, not a curated record
GUGUGUGUGUGUGAGGUAAAGGAGGUGUGUGUCUGUGUGAGGUAAAGGAGGUGUGUGUCUGUGUGUGAGGUAAAGGAGGCAGAGUGUGUGUGUGAGGUAAGGAGUUGUGUGUCUGUGUGUGAGGUAAGGAGGUGUGUGUCUGCGUGUGAGGUAAAGGAGGUGUGUGUCUGCGUGUGAGGUAAAGGAGGUGUGUGUCUGCGUGUGAGGUAAAGGAGGUGUGUGUCUGUGUGUGAGAUAAAGGAGGUGUGUGUCUGUGUGUGAGGUAAAGGAGGUGUGUGUCUGUGUGUGAGGUAAAGGAGGUGUGUGUCUGUGUGUGAGAUAAAGGAGGUGUGUGUCUGUGUGUGAGGUAAAGGAGGUGUGUGUCUGUGUGUGAGGUAAAGGAGGUGUGUGUCUGUGUUUGAGGUAAAGGGGGCAGAGUGUGUGUUUCCCGAUGUGCACUGUUAGAGGGUAUGUAUCUGAAAGCACUAACCUGUGUGCGUGGACGUGUUUAACUAUACUAUAAUAUACUAUAAUAGUAUGCUGCAGCCCUCUCUUCAAGCACACAGACACCACCCCCCCAGAAAGGGAUAUGCCAUGGUGUAAUUUAAAAGUAGCUAAAAAAAAAAUAACUGUGACCAAAACAUUUUCAUAACAUCGUUUUCAAAAUAGCCCAAUUGCGGAAAACUGUGGACAUGGCAACCCUGGUCAGAUAACUCAUGGUCCAAUGACUACCUGUUAGCAGUAUAUGUCCCGCAUUCGAAGCUACAUCCAUAAUCGGUAGACGGUUAUGAUUGUAGAAUCGCGGUUUGCAUUGCGAGCAGUGUACAAGAAAUUAUUAAAUCCAGCUUUUAGGAUGCUACCCCCUCCCCAAAUCAAAAUGUAAUAUGGAUGCCAAUGUCUAGCUUUGCGUGCACACAUUUCCUUUAUUUCUCAUGUGGGACAGCACCUGCCUGUUUUGCCGGACUUAUUAGAUAACAGACCGGUGUGCGCAAAGCGAAAAACUAACAUUAGCAUCCAUAUUAGAUUUUGGAGCGUAGCAUCUCAAAACUGGAUUUAAUAGAACCGUCUACCGAUUAUAGAAUCUAGCUUUGGACCGGGGACACAUGCUGCUAGCAGGUACGGUCAUUGGACCAUGACUUAUGUCGAAUGCAGUCGCUAUGGAAUGCCCUUAGACCUAGUCUCAUUAAAUAAUGAAAUCAUUAAUCAAACAUCUAAUAUUGGGCGACCUUGGGUUUUCAGAUCAGAACGAUGUAAAUGAUGUUAUUGAAAUGUUGACUUUUUCUUGAAUCCUUUAUAGACAGAGGGGCAAAUUCCUGUGGUCGCUGUAUAGACAUGACAGAUAUCAUAGUGAGUCAUGUAGGAUAUCCUACAUUAGUAGAUGUCCUAUUCUUUAAGUUAAUUUGUCAUAGAGUUAUGUUUCAUGACUUUGAAUGUUAAAAAUAGCAUCUUAUCAUGCUACUUUUAAAAUGUCAAUGAUGUUUUGAUCGUCUUUCCUUAGAAACUUCUGAAACGAGCCAGAGGGUGAAGUGGAGAGACCUUUCUACAACAUGAUUCAACAACCGAUUUACCAGGCCUUUUUAAAGUCAAAUUUGUCUGAAUUAUAAAUUUAACCUGUGUUUUGUUUUAUUUCCUUUAGUUUGAAUCUUUAGUCUUUACUUAUUUUUCAGUCGCUAGUCUUUAUCUGUUUGCGUUUCAUCUGUUUUGUCUGCCAUUUAGAAUUUGUACAAUGCAGAGUAUUUUGGAACACUUUUAUAUGCUGUCCAAUUAAAUGUUGUGUCCUGUAAAUCUCUUUGGUGUAGUCCUAGUGGCCCCUGCCAUGUUCCAUCAAGCUGACCAGAAUUUGUUUCCUGUCAUACUAUUUUAGUUCCCUGUCAUAGAAAUGUGCCUCUUUAUCUUUUGAGAGGAGUGAUAUUCACCCAGUGCCUUUAUCAUUUUCUCUGUUAUAAAGAUGUAGCAUUAAUGAAAUGCUAGAGAGCCCUCCAAAUUAAAAUUGGAACCUCAAAGCUAGUUCCUGUCUAAUCAGGGACUGGUUUAGACAUGGGACACCAGGUGGGUGCAAUUAAUUAUCGGGCACAAGAGCCAGCAGUCCUCUGGACCUCAUACGGUGGCUUAGUGGUGAGCAGGUUGUGUCAUGCUGGCUGCCUGACAUGCUCAGCGUUAAACGGCUGCCUGUCCUGUAAGCCCCGCCUCUUCUUCCACUUGAAGCAUGAUGGGAUGCGGGAGAGGGGGACCUGUCUGCUAUCCUGCCCCAGAGGUCACUAUGGGACACGCUCCCCACAUGUCAACACCUGCACCAAGUGCAGGGAGGACUGUGUUUCCUGCUUCAACAGGAACUUCUGCACUCACUGUCACCAGGGCCACUACCUGUACAGAGGGAGUUGUGAGAACAGCUGCCCCGAGGGCCUGACCCCAAACGCUGCACUAAGAGAGUGCAAUGAUUGUCUAGUGGGCUGUGAGGUGUGUGUGACGAGGAACACCUGCACCAGGUGUAGAGCAGGACUGUACCUCCUGCAUGGCCAGUGCCAUCAUACCUGCCCAGGGGGGUUUGAGCCUGAUAGACAGCUCAUGGAGUGCAUUUCUCAAGUACACUGUCAGGUGGGAGAAUGGGGAGACUGGGGUCUCUGCUUUCGGAGAGGGAGGGACUACAGGAAUUUUGUGGAGGUACGAAGACGAGAGGUCCUACGGCACCCCACUCUGUACGGCGACCCCUGCCCCAAAGUCAAAGAGUGGAGGAAAUGUGUCAUCAAAGGGAGACCGAGUCCAGGAAGAUCAGAUGGCAAAGGCAUUAGGCCAACAGAACAUUGAUGCAAGAUCAUUGGUGGGAGCAAAAUAAUAGCAAGUGGCAGAUGUGAUCCAAAACAGGAUGGAAGGACAGGAGGACUGGAUUAACUGGUUUGAAAGAGAGACCUCCAUUGCCUGAACAUCAGUCGUUUCUUGUCAGGAACAGUGUGCAACAAUUUAUUCCUCUAUGUUUGUGACCAGCUGUUGGCCUGCCUUGGUUGAGAGACCUUGGAGAAGAUAACAUUAUCAUCUGCUCUAGAAUUUUGUGUUCAACAUUUUUUUCUUCAUUAUGACAUGUCACCCACACGAUCCAUUCCAGGAAAAGGUCACUAACUUGAUAUGGACUGAAUUGAGCAGUGUUCAAAAAGCAAAGUGUGUUAUUCUAAUAGUUUUUUUGUUUCUAUCAUGAUGGUGGCAAGCCCACUUGUUCUAACAUGUGUAGCAUUUCUCUGUAUAGCAAGUCAAAUUGAAACUAUUGAUUCCUUUUCAUGAUUGCAAUCAUUGUUAUAGACCUACAUAAAAUGUUUGUGUAGGUGAUUUUAUAGUAAAUUACAGUAUGUUGUCUUCACAAACAUGACUGAAUUUUUAAAACAUUUACCAAAAAACGUUGUUAGGUGGAAAGCCUACUCCAAAGAUGUCUAUAGCUAGCUAAAUAAAACAAAUUCUAUAC